Phyllopteryx taeniolatus (common seadragon) is the source of this 1320-nucleotide messenger RNA. It is a transcript of the gene prokr1a, whose product is annotated as prokineticin receptor 1a. Gene Ontology annotation, molecular function: neuropeptide receptor activity. Gene Ontology annotation, biological process: neuropeptide signaling pathway. Lineage: Eukaryota; Metazoa; Chordata; Actinopteri; Syngnathiformes; Syngnathidae. The transcript is spliced from 2 exons. Gene Ontology annotation, cellular component: membrane. The record is from RefSeq and is a predicted model, not a curated record. Bases 1 to 1119 code for a protein of 372 amino acids.
AUGAACAACAGCAGUUGGUCUCUGGUCUCCGACUUGGUGGACUACGACUUGGUGGACUACGAGGUGUCUCCGGAGGACAUCCCAGACGCCACGCGCGGCCCCGCCUUCCUGGCGGCUAGCGUGGUGAUCGCGGCAUCGCUAGUCAGCAUCAUGGCGGUGUGCGGCGUGGGAAAUUGCGCCUUCAUCAUCGGUCUUCUUCGCUACAGGAGGCGUCGCGGCCUGACCGACCUCCUGAUGGCCAACCUUGCUGUGUCCGACACCCUGGUGGCGGUCAUCUGCUGCCCCCUGCUGUUGGACUACUACGUGAUCAGUCGGCUGUCGUGGCGUCACGGAUUGGUCGCUUGUGCAACCGUCAACUACCUAAGAACGCUGUCGCUACACGUGUCCACCAACGCGCUGCUCGCCAUCGCCAUAGACAGGUACGCGGCAAUCGUGCACCCCAUGGUUCCUGGCCUGCCCCCCCGUACAUGGUAUUUUGUGCUGGUGGCAGUGUGGGGGGUUCCAGCUGUGAUCUCCAUCCCAUCGGCCACAAUGUCUUCGGAGAUCGAGUACCCCCACGGGGCAGGCGGCGCCCCUAAAGCCUUCUGUGCUCAGAUCUGGCCCGUGGACCAGCGAGUCUUGUACCGAUCCUACUUCCUGCUGGUCUUGGUUCUGGAAUUCUUGGUCCCGGUGUUCGUGAUGGCGGCCUGCUACGCUCGUAUCUCCAAGGAGCUUUGGUUCAAGAAGGUUCCGGGUUUCCAGACUUUGCAGAUCCGCAAGCGUCUGCGUAAGCGUCGGCGGACGGUCCUGGUCCUGAUCCUGGUCCUGCUGGCCUACGUUCUCUGCUGGACGCCCUACUAUGGAUUCUCCCUGCUCAGGGAUUUCUACCCUACCGUCAUCUCCAAGGACAGGAACGCCCUGGCGGUGUUCUACGUCAUGGAGUGUGUGGCCAUGAGUAAUGGUGUCAUCAACACACUUUGCUUCAUCAGCGUCAGACACAAAGCCAGGAGCACCACAAAGUCCAAACGGUUCAUUCCACCCCCGCUGGUCUACUUUGUGGCCCGCAAGUCCACAAGUGAUGAGGCCCGAACCUCAUCGCUCAGGGUCACAGAGGAGCUGGGAGGAGCAAGCACUAAGUAGCCCCGAUGGUCCUGAUGCGAGCUCCAUCUCGCGCUGAAACUCCUGAUAGUCCUGAAGGUCCUGGGAAGCGUUCAGGAGGACCAAGACCAUCCUAACCUGAUGCCCAAACACACCUCAUCUGGCUUUACUCUCACCCUUCCGGAUUAACCCUUCUCAUCCUGUCUCUAAUGGAGAACCCUGACAUCUUGUAGAGAAAACUCA